CAUAGAGACACUUUGCAUCUUGUGCAGCUGAGAAGAGGAGCACGAAUUCAAGGGAGGUAUUUUCCUGCUAGCAUUGCCAUCCGGGGUGGGAGCGUUAGCAUCACCGAGGGAAAUAGAUGUCUGGCUCUUUGUCCUCUGCUGUUUGUGACAAAGGAAUUCCCAUCUGAGUCGCCGGGCUGUGUCCGAGCCCCCUGCGAGCCUCUGGGUUAGCAGCAGUCGGUCUUUGCAGUGUCCUGACGUCAUCCCGUGUGUGCCUGAGCUCCGCUAUUGUCUUAGGCGAGCCGGGCUGGGGAUUGCAGUAUCUGCUGCUGAUGCCUCUUUCUGCCUGCCGCUAUCGCAGAGGGGACAACGGCCUGCCCUUAUCGCUCGGAUUUAAAACAGAGCCUCCUGCUUUUUGCUUCCUGUAGAAGGACCUUCACUGCGGUUGCAAGGAAAAGCUGUCUGCGGUGUUGAGCGGAGGAGAGAGGAGAAUCUGGCAGCUUGGAUAGCCUGGACUGCAUUGUCUGGCUUCGUGACCCCUGCUGUGUAGCAGUCUCAUCCCCUCUCUCAUACGCUCCCUCUGUCUUCCACUCUUUUUUCUUCUUUCCUUUUUAAAAUAGCAGCAUCUGGGGUGAGCCAUGUUUGGCACUGAAUCGUCAUUGAGUAUGUUUUUGAACACAUUAACCCCCAAGUUCUACGUUGCCCUGACAGGCACAUCCUCAUUAAUCUCAGGACUUAUUUUGAUCUUCGAGUGGUGGUACUUCCGCAAGUACGGCACCUCCUUCAUCGAGCAGGUCUCGGUGAGCCACCUGCGCCCCCUGCUGGGCGGGGUGGACAGCAGCGCGCCCAGCGCGGCCGGCGCCGCCGGCGGGGACGCGGACUCGAGCCGCCAGAGCGUCUCAGAAUGCAAAGUCUGGCGAAAUCCUUUAAAUCUGUUCAGAGGAGCUGAAUAUAAUCGGUAUACAUGGGUAACAGGAAGAGAACCUUUGACUUACUACGAUAUGAAUCUUUCAGCACAGGACCAUCAGACAUUCUUUACAUGUGACACAGAUCAUUUGCGGCCUGCAGAUGCUAUAAUGCAAAAAGCCUGGAGAGAGAGAAACCCUCAAGCCCGAAUUUCUGCAGCACAUGAAGCUUUGGAAUUGAAUGAGUGUGCUACUGCUUAUAUUCUCUUAGCCGAAGAGGAAGCAACAACAAUUGUAGAAGCAGAGAAGCUGUUCAAGCAGGCUCUGAAAGCUGGAGAGGGCUGUUACAGGCGCAGUCAGCAGCUACAGCACCAUGGUGCCCAAUAUGAAGCCCAACACAGAAGGGACACCAAUGUGUUAGUCUAUAUUAAAAGAAGGCUGGCAAUGUGUGCAAGAAAACUGGGAAGGACCAGGGAAGCAGUGAAAAUGAUGAGAGAUUUGAUGAAGGAGUUUCCCCUGCUCAGCAUGUUCAACAUCCACGAAAACCUGCUAGAGGCUUUGUUGGAACUGCAAGCAUAUGCAGAUGUCCAGGCAGUCUUAGCAAAGUAUGAUGAUAUAAGUUUACCAAAAUCAGCAACAAUAUGCUACACAGCUGCAUUGCUCAAAGCCAGAGCUGUCUCUGACAAAUUUUCUCCAGAGGCUGCCUCAAGGCGAGGGCUGAGUACUGCAGAGAUGAAUGCAGUAGAAGCUAUUCACAGAGCAGUAGAAUUUAAUCCACAUGUGCCAAAAUAUCUACUAGAAAUGAAAAGCCUAAUUCUGCCCCCUGAACAUAUUCUGAAGAGAGGGGACAGUGAAGCAAUAGCAUAUGCUUUCUUUCAUCUUCAGCACUGGAAAAGAGUAGAGGGGGCAUUAAACCUCUUACACUGUACAUGGGAAGGCACUUUCAGAAUGAUCCCCUAUCCACUGGAAAAAGGACAUCUUUUCUACCCUUACCCUAUUUGUACAGAAACUGCAGAUAGAGAACUACUACCAUCAUUUCAUGAGGUUUCAGUUUAUCCCAAGAAAGAGCUUCCCUUCUUCAUCCUCUUCACUGCUGGACUCUGUUCUUUCACAGCCAUGCUCGCCCUCCUGACACAUCAGUUCCCAGAGCUCAUGGGGGUCUUCGCAAAAGCUUUUCUCAGCACCCUCUUUGCCCCUUUAAAUUUUGUGAUGGAGAAAGUAGAAAGUAUCCUGCCCUCCAGCCUGUGGCACCAGCUGACAAGGAUCUGAGGGAGCAUGCCUGCUGACUGACUGCUAUGACAUCUUCUGUGCCAACUUUUUGUUGACCACAGGAAAGCAUGAUAAAAAAGGGAAGCAGUUAUAAGACUUAAAAACUCUUCAUGGAUUGUCUGUUCUCAUAUAAAACCUGUUUUGUUGUACAAAAUACAUUGAUGUUAGGUUCUAUUAUAUUUUGCCUUCAGAAAAGAAAAAAAUAAACUUUUGUGUAUUGUAGCA
This is a messenger RNA of Lonchura striata (white-rumped munia), 2378 nucleotides long. It is a transcript of the gene ST7, whose product is annotated as suppression of tumorigenicity 7. Lineage: Eukaryota; Metazoa; Chordata; Aves; Passeriformes; Estrildidae. The record is from RefSeq and is a predicted model, not a curated record.